AUGGCAGAUUCAUGUCAUUGGGAUGUCCUCACCAGUUUGAUGGAUGAUGAGAAUGAACCUUCAUUUCUUCCAGGACAGUCCAUCACUUUGCUCCAUCUUCCGUUUGAGAUAUUGGAGCAGGUUUAUAUGCACACUCUCUUUGUUGACAGGCUAUAUACCACCAUCGCGCUUCAUCCAGGCAAACUAUGGAACCGACAGCCCCCUCACCCUCUGGAGAUUUUUUCAACGGCUCAACAACUCUCAUCUACGCUCACUCAUACGCGCCACGGUAAAAUAUUCUACAGUCUACUCGCACGGCAGCAGCACUUGCAAGGAGUACAAACGCUCAUCAUUUGUGAUAUGCCACCUAUAUCUGUAGCAAGUACUUCCCGAGGACCAUACAUCCACAGGAUCAUGCGCGAGAUUCUCUCAGGCGCAAAGAGAGUCUCGCGCUUGUCUUUCUGGUCUCGCGUUCAUCCUCCACCUGACGAGAUCUUGACUGUAGACGUCAGGGGCCUCCAAUGGCCUAAUAACCUCUCUUCACUGUAUAUUCACAGGAUGCCAGACAAUAUCGCUGAUCUGCGACCGCUCCUGGCGAGGCUCAAACGUCUCGAGGUUGCUUUUUGGAAUCUCACUGCUCUCACAAACCUGAAAAUAGGGUUGAAUACGGAUCUAAUUCGUCACUUGGAGUGCAGAUGGUGGCUAGGAGAAGAUUUGGAGCGAUCGCACGUGUUCUUACUGCCUAGAGUCGAGGCGUUCACCAUUCCCUUUUCAAAUCUCGAGUCUUUGACCAUUGGUAUUGCGUAUGAUUGCUGGUUAGAUGGCGGCGAUGUCCUGAAUUGCUAUGUGAGCAUUGUCCGGAACCUCACUCGACUUCGAGAUUUGCACAUUCGUGGAUUCCACCACAAUGAACGAUGGGGCCUUGCAACGAGACGCAAGGUGCUUACAGAGCUAGUGUCAGCACGUCCAACCCUUCAAAGCAUUACCCUUUGGGAAUGCCCUAAAAACUAUGGAGUACCACCGGAGGAAAAGUCGCCAUUAGAUGGAAAGGACGCACGGACGUUUACAGCCCCCUGGGGUAUCGUAUAG
This is a messenger RNA of Serendipita indica DSM 11827, 1068 nucleotides long. Lineage: Eukaryota; Fungi; Basidiomycota; Agaricomycetes; Sebacinales; Serendipitaceae. The record is from the annotation of a GenBank genome assembly.